Messenger RNA from Fonsecaea erecta, 2904 nucleotides. RefSeq lists its product as hypothetical. The transcript has a single exon. The record is from RefSeq and is a predicted model, not a curated record. The coding region runs from base 1 to 2904 and encodes 967 amino acids. Gene Ontology annotation, molecular function: protein binding. NCBI's taxonomy places the organism in Eukaryota, Fungi, Ascomycota, Eurotiomycetes, Chaetothyriales, Herpotrichiellaceae.
AUGGCUCCCUUCCGUCUAGACGAGGGCUUCUCGGAAGAUGCGUCGAGUCAAGAUGAACACGGGCGCAUGUCUACAGCCACGGCUGCCCGCUUUCAAGAAUGGGUCAUGGCACAGAAUGAACAGGCACGUGCCGAGAUUGCAUAUGAAGUCUUACGAACACUACGCACUUCCAACAUCGCGGCUGUAGUUGAGAGGCUAACGCCGCUCCUCCAUAUCGACCCGUUGGAGAAACUGCCUCCAGAGAUCACCUCACAAAUAUUUUCCUACCUCGACGCGGAGACCCUGUUGAUUGCUUCCCUGGCGUCAAAGACAUGGAGAUCACGAAUCAUGGAUACGAUGCUGUGGCAGGACUUGUACAAGAAAGAAGGAUGGGGCCUCAACACAAAGGAGAUCAGGCAAUUUGAAAGCGCCCUCAUGCGACAUGAGUUCAAAAAGGCAAGAGCGCAGCUGUCGGGCCAGCCCCAACUCAAGAAACGGGCAACAUCUGACUGGUUGGAGUCGAGAGGACGAAAAGUUUCUGCAGAUGUCUCUCAAUGGCGAGAGCAGCAUGGAGUAAUUGAGGCCGACACCGAUAUGCAAUCCGAAUCGACUGAUGACCAGGAAAUGCAAGACGCUCCCACCAGCAUCCACAACUCUCCACAACGGCCAAACAAGAGACAAAGCGCAGAUUCGGGCGACGAGAUGGACUAUUCGUCGGAUACGAUUCUCAGAGAUGACGCUCAUUCGAGUAGUAGAAGCAUCCGCUACCUCGACCCGCCGAUCAAAACACGACUUAUAACCUAUGAUGGCAAUGGGGAGGAAAAACUGAACUGGGUUCAUCUUUACAAGCAACGGCAGAAGCUCGAACAGAACUGGACCAAAGCGAGGUAUACUACCUUCCAACUCCCUCAUCCCUCAUAUCCCCGAGAAGCACAUACCGAGUGUGUCUACACCGUCCAAUUCUAUGGGAAGUGGUUGGUGAGCGGCAGUCGGGACAAGACGUUGCGAGUCUGGGAUCUUGAGACUCGUCGGUUAAGGGGAAAGCCCUUAACCGGCCACACUCAGUCAGUUUUGUGCCUUCAAUUCGACCCGACCGAGAAAGAAGAUGUCAUUAUUUCCGGCAGCAGCGACGCCAGCGUCAUUAUCUGGCGAUUCUCGACAGGCCAGAAGAUCAGUGAGAUCCUCUCUGCACACGAGGAGUCUGUUCUGAACCUGAGGUUCGACCAUCGGUAUCUAGUCACCUGUUCGAAAGAUCGACGUAUUAAAAUCUGGAACCGAAAGGCCUUGACCGUUACAGAUAAAGACUAUCCUGAGAUCGGAGGCGAAUGUCAAGCACGAGUACCAUCAUACAUCAUCAACACCGCGGACAUGGAGCCAUCUCUUCUAGAAGCCCGCCUCGCCAACGGCUCGAUCCGGGCCCUGAAACCAUUCACGUUGCUGAUGACCCUUGAAGGACACAGUGCCGCCGUCAACGCCAUUCAGAUCCACGGCGAUAUCGUUGUGUCGGCCUCGGGCGACAGGCUUAUCAAGGUCUGGAACGCCAAGACUGGACGACUGCUCCGAACGCUGCAGGGACAUCAAAAGGGAAUCGCUUGCGUCCAGUUUGACAGCAAACGGAUCGUCAGUGGGAGUAGUGACAACACCGUGCGAAUCUAUGACCCUUUUACCAGCGGCGAGGUGGCUGAACUAAAAGGGCACACUAACCUUGUGCGGACCGUGCAAGCCGGAUUUGGUGAUCUCCCAGGAAGUGACGAGGAUGACCCGGCCCAAGCAAGGGCGGCUGAGAAGAAAUAUCUCGAAGAUCUUGAGCAAGGCAAUGUUGUCGAGGAGAGAGGACACCGCCGGCGCGAUAGGGGGGGCAAUGGGACGACGUCUGUACUCACACUGGGUUCUCGAUUACCACCCGGUGGAGGCGGCAGCAAAUGGGGCCGGAUCGUCUCCGGCUCGUACGACGAGACCAUCAUUAUAUGGCGCAAAAAUGCUUCUGGAGACUGGGUUAUUGGACAGGUGUUACGGCAAGAGUCAUCGUCCCAGAACCAAGACAAUCACUCUCGAUCACGGCACAACGCUGCCGCUGGUCACGCUGUUGCGCAGCACCAUCCGCUGCCAGUGAUGCAUCCUCCUCCAAACUUGGCUUCGCCCACGACGGCGCAUCCUCCUCCACCACCACUCCAACUUGUACCUCCUGCCACCACUGGUCCUGCGGGCACAGCCCUUCCCGCUGUUACAUCAGCAUCGCACAUUGUCCAGCAAGCAAUGGGGGCAUCAAUCGCCACUCUCGGCACUGGUCUUUCCAACGUGAUGAGCAUCGGGAGAGUGCUCAAUGGGGUAGCUGGCCCUGGAGCUCCGCGGAACAGCCUGAAUCUCACCCGUAGCUUCAGCUCCAGCUCCACGGUCAACGGGAACAACGCACAAACCCUAGCAGGGGCCACUGCGGCGCAUACCCAAGCAGCUGUUUCUCAAUUCGUGCAGAAUGCAAUCAUCCAAGCCCGGUCACAGCAAGCGCAAGCGCAGAGUCAGCAACCAUCAAAUGCCAACGCUGCACCGUCAACGGCUGGUCAACACAAUGCUCAGCAACAGCAACAGCAACAGCAACAAAAUCUCCUUCCGCAUCAUCCGGCUCCCGUUCAACCUCAACCAGGAACGUCUCCGGCAGCCGCCGCAGCGCAACAGCAAUUGGCUCAACAACAGGCCCAGGCCCAGGCCCAGGCUCAGGCUCCAGCCAACAACCAACCGAUAGCUGGCAAUGCAGAGGCCAAUGCCACGAAUGGGACCAACCAAAAUGCCGUGUCUCGAGUGUUCAAAUUGCAGUUCGACGCCCGUCAAAUUGUGUGCUGUUCGCAAGACAGCCGGAUCGUCGGGUGGGACUUUGCCAACGACGAUCCCGAGAUCAUUGAGGCAUGUCGAUUCUUCGUCGGGCCGUAA